UGGCAACACUCCCACCUUCUCAGGUUAGUCCGUUACUGGAGUGCUAGAGCGUUAUAACCGGUUACAACUUUGUCUGUUUCGGUCGUUGUCCGUAAGUUUUUAAUUACCACCAAAAUGAGGGAAAUCGUGCACCUUCAGGCAGGCCAGUGUGGAAAUCAAAUUGGAGCAAAGUUCUGGGAGGUGAUAAGCGACGAACAUGGCAUCGACCCCUCCGGGACAUACCAUGGGGACAGCGACCUGCAGCUGGAGCGAAUCAACGUGUACUACAACGAGGCGUCAGGUGGCAAGUAUGUCCCCCGUGCAGUGCUGGUGGACCUGGAGCCAGGCACAAUGGAUUCUGUGAGGUCUGGUCCCUUUGGCCAGAUCUUUAGACCAGACAACUUUGUCUUUGGCCAGAGUGGAGCAGGUAACAACUGGGCUAAAGGCCACUACACUGAGGGAGCCGAGCUGGUGGACUCGGUCCUGGACGUGGUGAGAAAGGAGGCAGAGAGUUGCGACUGCCUCCAGGGCUUCCAGCUCACGCACUCCCUCGGAGGAGGCACCGGCUCUGGCAUGGGAACGCUGCUCAUCAGCAAAAUCCGAGAGGAGUAUCCAGACCGCAUCAUGAACACUUUCAGCGUGGUGCCUUCGCCCAAGGUGUCAGACACAGUGGUGGAGCCGUACAACGCCACCCUCUCCGUCCACCAGCUGGUCGAGAACACAGAUGAGACCUACUGCAUUGAUAAUGAGGCCUUGUAUGACAUCUGCUUCCGCACGCUGAAGCUCACCACGCCCACCUACGGCGACCUCAACCACCUGGUCUCAGCCACCAUGAGCGGGGUAACCACCUGCCUGCGCUUCCCCGGCCAGCUCAACGCUGAUUUGAGGAAACUGGCCGUCAACAUGGUGCCCUUCCCCAGGCUGCACUUCUUCAUGCCCGGCUUUGCCCCCCUGACCAGCCGGGGCAGCCAGCAGUACAGGGCAUUGACAGUUCCUGAACUCACCCAGCAGAUGUUCGAUGCCAAGAACAUGAUGGCAGCCUGCGACCCGCGCCACGGGCGCUACCUUACAGUCGCCGCCAUCUUCCGGGGCCGCAUGUCCAUGAAGGAGGUGGACGAGCAGAUGCUGAACGUGCAGAACAAAAACAGCAGCUACUUUGUGGAGUGGAUCCCCAACAAUGUCAAGACAGCUGUCUGCGACAUCCCUCCCCGUGGCCUCAAGAUGGCUGCCACCUUUAUCGGCAACAGCACAGCCAUUCAGGAGCUGUUCAAGCGCAUCUCUGAGCAGUUCACUGCCAUGUUCCGCCGAAAGGCCUUCCUCCACUGGUACACGGGCGAGGGCAUGGAUGAGAUGGAGUUCACGGAGGCUGAGAGCAACAUGAAUGACCUGGUGUCCGAGUACCAGCAGUACCAGGACGCCACCGCUGAGGACGAGGGCGAGUUUGAGGAGGAAGGCGAAGAGGACAUGGCCUAAAUAUCUACUAUCACCUUUUUCUUACUAGGCUACAAUUAGGAAUUAGGUUAGUUCAGAAUUAUUGAUAAUUGGCUUAAAAUCAAUCAUUUGGACAACAAUUUUUUUUUUUUUUUUUUUUGCACAGUAACUCCAAUGAAAGUCGUCAAAUGAUAACAUUGAACUCGUUGAAGGGUUUCUCCAGCCUUGAUUUAUAAAUGUUGUCUGUUCUUUUUUCUCACUAUUUUUUUCUUCUUUCCUGCUUUGGAUAUGAAUGUUUUUAACCUCUCCUGUUUUCUUUUCUGUUUGGAUGGUAUCACCUAAACGUCGUGCCAGGCAAUACCAUUUCUCAUCAUGUUUCAAAGUCCACAGAUGACUGACUACCCAGUAUGUCACGGAACAAUUUUGACUCCUGGUUUUACAUCUCUACCCAUACAUACGUAGUUGACCUUAUUUGUCUACUCAAUGAUCGCCCUCUGGUAAUACUUUUCAUGCUCCAGGUUUUACGUGUAUUUGUGAUGAAAGAGAAUGUAACACUGACCAGUUCAUGGCAAUCAUGGCUGAAUUUGACACUUACUUGGUUUGAUGGAGUGUAAUUCUUUAUAAGAAUGUAGUGAAUUGAUUUAGCAAAACAAAAUACACCCUGCACCAUUAAUAGUGUCAGAAACUGGUCACUGCUACAUUAUUCUUAGUGUGUUUGUACUGGGAUGUUAUUGACAUCAAAAGUAUAGAUGGACUUAAUAAAGAUCUUGAUGAAUUGGUA
Molecule: messenger RNA, 2191 nt
Organism: Perca flavescens (yellow perch)
Lineage: Eukaryota; Metazoa; Chordata; Actinopteri; Perciformes; Percidae
Product: tubulin beta-4B chain
Exons: 7
Coding region: 115-1452 (445 amino acids)
Biological process (GO): microtubule-based process
Cellular component (GO): microtubule
Molecular function (GO): GTPase activity; GTP binding; structural constituent of cytoskeleton
Source: RefSeq, a predicted model, not a curated record